GCAUCUCGAUGGACUCGAACGUGCCCGUGAGGGUGGAAAGCGAUUGAGAAGCUGCGACUAUAUACACGCUCGUAUCUCGCAAUAACCCCCAAACUUUGACUAUUUUUCGUCCUGGGGGUGGUGUCGGUUCGCUGUGUAGUGGAAAAUGCCCGGGGUUGUGUUCGUUGUGUGCAUUCCAACGGCCAAUUACGAGAGGGAGAUAUUAAAUGGUGGAAAUUAUGGCAAUAAUGAAAUAUUGCCACCUCCGAGCAAUAACUUCAACAUUAGCCCCGCCAAGCAAAACACCUCCGGCGGCAUCAACACGAAUUCACCUGGUUUCUUGAGACUUGAACUGGAGCUACGUGACAAGAAUGCCGCGUCGCCGAGACACAGAGCCAAAUCCCGGACUCCUCCAGUUCCGGAAAAUGUUAAAGUGCCAAUGGAGAAGGUCCUGGAGGAGUUGCUGAAGAAGCUCGAGAUUGAGCAUGUCGUGUGGAGCGUUGAUAAAAAGGGCCACUUUCACCAAGUCAUCUUUCCCUCCGCGUCCGGCGAUCCCUGCGAGACUAUGCUUCAUUGUCUCACGGAGUUGGGAAUUGGAAUUAAACUGGAGUCCAAUGUCAGUGUCGUUCCGUGCUCAGUGACUUUCGAUGCCACAAAAGACGUGUUCGCCGAAGAGGAGCUGAGCGAAGAGGAGCAAUCCAAGUGGGACACCUUUGUUGACUCAAUACGCUCCAAAUUAACUGUUAAGCAAGUUGUCGACGGUGUCAGAGCCGGAGGAUCUCUGUCCUUUGACUAUCUCCUCCUAAUUGUCACAGCUGACUCCUUGGCCGCGCUGGGACUCGUGGAGAAUAAUGCACCCAACAUAACUGCGGCUAUGCUGGUCUCACCACUCAUGGGACCUGUUAUGUCAAUCACGUUUGGCGCCAUCAUUUCCGAUUAUGAGCUCAUGAAAGUUGGUUUCGUAACACUGGCUGUUGGGAUGUUCCUCUCGUUGCUGUUCGGAUUCAUAUUUGGCCUGAUUCUCGGCACAACGGAAAUGCCGUGGGGUUUUGGUGAUUGGCCCACAGAGGAGAUGAAAGGCCGGGGAAAUGCGCGCUCGCUCUGGAUGGGCGUUCUCUGGGCCCUGACGUCCGGAACUGGCGUUGCUGUGGCUCUCCUGCAGGGCUCUGCUGGCCCGCUAAUUGGUGUCGCAAUUUCGGCGUCCCUGCUUCCGCCGGUGGUCAAUUGCGGUCUCUUCUGGGCAUUGGCGUGUAUCUGGCUGAUUUACGACGAUGUCAAAAUGCCACACUUGAAGGGUGAACCCUAUACCGGAAACUCCAGCUACGUGCCCAUUUAUACGGACUAUAUACCAACUGAAUUCUUUGUAAAUGGCAUAGUUUCGUGUCUGCUAACCGUCGUAAACGUGAUAUGCAUCUUUAUCACGGCCAUCAUCGUGCUGAAAAUCAAAGAAGUCGCCUCACCAUACACCUCCAGUCCUGAUUUGAGACGAUUCUGGGAGACUGAUAUACGCACGGUGAGAAAAACAAAUCGCUCGACAAUUCGACGGAAAAAUGCCACGGAAAUAAAUUCAACUUACGAAGAGAUGACUGAGCCGACAAACAAGAAACUUGGAACAGUCCUGGAGCGGGCGCUCAAGGAAGCCGUCGACGAUGACACAUUCAGGAAAGUGAAGAGGAUGAGCUACUCCAGCAAUGCAGCAGACGAGCUUCCGCACAGUCUGGCACUCCCCGCGGGCGCGACUCCCACUGCGAGCAGCGGCAGCGGAAGUGUCGCGGCCGGCGUGAGCGGAUCCAAGACAAUUGGCCAGACGGACCUCGUGACGCUGGAUAAAUUAGUCACGUCGCUGCUGGACCGCAGCGCCAGUCCGCAGUCACGCGGCUCCUUCAGACUCAACCGCCUGCGCUCGCUGUCGCGCUCCACGCGCGGAGACUCGCUGAGGCGCCCCAGCGCGGCUCCGCCCAGCACCACCACCAUCGGCGGCGACCCACUAGCCGGCUCGAUGCCCACGAUUCCGGAAGGCAACCGCACGGCGUCGUGGACGGAGCGAAACAUGCCCGGCGUGCGACAUGUUCUCAGCAGCAUCGCGAAUGCUCCGCACAGAUUCAGCCAGGCGUCUGGAGGCCAUGGCGAGGAGAACACCAGGCUCACGAAGAACACCGAGUGAUGGGAAUUUAUUGAAAUACUUGUAACCAGAGUAUCAGGAGUUUAUCGACUCCCAAUAAGAAAAAGUGGCAAUUUCUAUAAGAUCAAAUUGAUAAAUUUGUCUCACAAUUUAUAGUUCUCCAACACAUGUUACUGAGCGAUUCUCACUUAAACAAGGAAUGUUAAAAAUGUGUUAUCAAACAGUCUUUGCUAUUCUGAGUCACAUAGGUAAGGCUUCAAGUGGCAAAGGUUUAAAAUUUUUAAGCGUGAACAUAAAACAUUGUUUUA
Messenger RNA from Phlebotomus argentipes, 2409 nucleotides. RefSeq lists its product as uncharacterized. Bases 146 to 2143 code for a protein of 665 amino acids. NCBI's taxonomy places the organism in Eukaryota, Metazoa, Arthropoda, Insecta, Diptera, Psychodidae. The transcript has 11 exons. The record is from RefSeq and is a predicted model, not a curated record.